AAUCGUUGCAUGGCAAAUCACCGGGACGUGUGACAUCGGUGAAGAGAGGUGACAACCUUCAGUGACCAGACAGCGAAGGCUGUGCAAGAUGAAGGUGUUUCUGUUUCUGCUGUUGGCUGCUGUCACUUGCAUGGAUUUGGGACACUCCUUGCAGUGUUACACGUGCAAGGAAUUGACCCCAGUUCAGGAGUGCUUGAAAAUUGAGAACUGCACAGAGACUGAGACCAUAUGCAAGACUACAAUCUAUUCCCUGGAGGAUGUUUAUCCCCACACGGGAGUCUCGACUGUCACCAAGAUGUGCUCCUCUGUCUGUGAGCCCUCUGACGUGGAUGGCAUCGGGAUGACACAUCCUGUCACCUGCUGUUUCUCUGACCUGUGCAACGUCGAUGAUGCGGCAUCGACGUUGGGGAUCAGUGUUGUGCCAGUUGGGAUCCUGGCAAGUUCCCUCUGUGCCUUUUUCUGGACUAGACUGUGA
Molecule: messenger RNA, 475 nt
Organism: Melospiza melodia melodia
Lineage: Eukaryota; Metazoa; Chordata; Aves; Passeriformes; Passerellidae
Product: ly6/PLAUR domain-containing protein 2-like
Exons: 3
Coding region: 89-475 (128 amino acids)
Cellular component (GO): plasma membrane
Source: RefSeq, a predicted model, not a curated record